Messenger RNA from Doryrhamphus excisus (bluestripe pipefish), 1876 nucleotides. Its product is annotated as catechol O-methyltransferase domain-containing protein 1-like. The record is from RefSeq and is a predicted model, not a curated record. Lineage: Eukaryota; Metazoa; Chordata; Actinopteri; Syngnathiformes; Syngnathidae. Gene Ontology annotation, molecular function: O-methyltransferase activity; S-adenosylmethionine-dependent methyltransferase activity.
AGGCGCCUCUAUUCGGGGAGUUACUGUAUAUUGAGGCCGCCUCAUGUGUGGCGACUUCGGAUGACGUCACUCCAUAGAUCCCACGCUUAAGCCGCUGUUUAUUUGGAUUUCACUCCCGUUUUUUAAAGUAUGCUUUCUCGUAACAUAUCCAAGGAAACCCUGGUUGGAACUGUCACACUGGGGUUCUUUUUUAUCGCCGGGUAUUUGCUCGGGAAGAGAAAAUCUUUCAGAAUGAACAUCUCCAAAAGUCACUGCGGCGGCAAAAACAACCCGCUGUUGCAGUACGUCCUGCGUCACUCCAUGAGGGAGCAUCCCGCCUUGGCCAACCUCAGAGAGAGGACACUGGAGCACAACAGCAGCAGUAUGAUGGUGGCAUGCGAGCAGUCGCAGUUCAUGGCCAAUUUGGUCAAAUUGAUCAAAUCCAAGAAGGCCAUUGAGAUCGGUGUGUACACGGGUUACAACACGCUGAGCAUGGCGUUGGCGCUGCCCGAUGACGGCGUCGUGGUCGCGUGUGACGUCGAUGAAAAAUACGUCAACAUUGGCAAACCCUUCUGGAAAGAGGCAGGGGUGGAGAAAAAGAUUGAUCUUCGCAUUCAGCCGGCGUUGACCACAUUAGAUGAACUGCUGGCUGCUGGCGAGGCCGAAACAUUUGACUUUGUCUUCAUUGAUGCCGACAAAGUGAACUAUGACCCCUACUAUGAAAAGUCCCUGAAGCUCAUCAAGAAAGGAGGCAUCAUCGCUGUGGACAAUGUUCUUUGGGGGGGCAAGGUGCUGCAGCCGGCCGCCGACGACUUGGACACGGUGGCCAUCGACAAGCUGAACAAGAAGCUGCACCGGGAUGCUCGGGUCAGUCUGAGCAUGCUCACCGUAGGAGACGGCCUCACGCUGGCCGUCAAACUGUAAUCCAAUCACUGCGAUAGUAUCAAUCGCUAAAAGGAACUACAACACCCCUGAGGUGCUAAUCCAAAGGAUGAAUGAAUUACUGUGAUUGUGAUUUUUAACUCCAUUUAUAGUUCCUUAAAUAGUGGCUGUUUAUUGCCUCAACUGCAGGGAGUACCAGGCAUUUAUUAGGGCUCAAGCAAUCAUUACUGUCAGAUUACUUUAAUUUGGAGAUUUGGUACGUGAUUUUUGUUGGCAAUAAUGUUUAUUAAAUGUUUCAUUAUGUAAUACAGUAAACCUCGGGUAUAUCGGAUUCAAUUGUUCCUACUGGUUUUGUCCGAUAUAAGCGAAAUCCGUUAUAUGCGUAUACCGGAAAAUGUCCGUUUUACGCAUAUAUCGGAUUUAUAUCCGGUAUAUGCGUAAAUCGAAUUUUAUCCGUUAUAAAAAGGCACUUCCUUGACUAUGUUUCCAAUGUACCUGGACUGGGCAAUGAAAAGAGACGUAAGGUAAUGAGAAUUUAACUUUAUUGGACUCUGAGCAUAACAAAUUGUUAAUUAAGCUAGGCCCCGUUACGCCCGUCAGGCCUACGUUAUUUCCAAUAGUGAGGUUAAGAUCUCAUUCACUGCUGUGCUAGUAUUAUUGACGUCACUCACUUUUAUAUUUGUCCUAAAUCUGGAGCCAGGAGAAAGACAAUAGCCAGUGACAUCAACAAGAUUAGCAUAACGAUGCGGCCAUCCGAUAUAUGCCAGGGAAAUUUAAUGGAAAUGCAUUGGAACGGGACUAGAAAUUUUGUCCGAAAUAGGCGAAAUUCGUUUAAAAAAAUCCGAUAUAUGCAAUGAAUUUUUAUUGGAAAUGCAUUACAGAAAAAUCGGUUCUUUUUUAUCUGUCCGUUGUGAGCGAAUUUCCGAUAUAUCCGAGGUUUACUGUAUAUUUAGUGAAUAUAUAAUACAUAAUGUUUUAUUCCCGUCCACAUAAAAAUACUGUAUAUUACAACCUA